This is a messenger RNA of Pestalotiopsis fici W106-1, 960 nucleotides long. RefSeq lists its product as uncharacterized. The coding region runs from base 1 to 960 and encodes 319 amino acids. The record is from RefSeq and is a predicted model, not a curated record. Lineage: Eukaryota; Fungi; Ascomycota; Sordariomycetes; Amphisphaeriales; Sporocadaceae. The transcript has 4 exons.
AUGCAGAAAAACAAUUUUAAUCCCAGUGAUCCACUAUAUGAUGCUGAUAUCAAGACUAUUCUGGGUUACCAGAGUUCCGGGUUCCUGCUCCGUGCCAUGCUCGCAGUUGGCGCACUCGAAGCCUCAAAAUGGGACAACAGAAGCUCAGCUUUAGAGAAGCACUAUCUCCAGGACAGUCAGUCUGGCAUUCAAUCUUACUCUGCUGCCAUUGUUGAACUUCGUAAUCAUAUGGAGUUUCACGAAUCUCCAUCACAGAUUCAAGUCUUGUGGACGACUUUAUUCGUGGGGCUGUUUGAGUUGAUGCACGAUUCAACAGGUGCAGGAUGGAUCAAACAUAUGGUUCACGGCACAUCAAAAGCAGUAGCAGCAACUGGGCCCGAAUUCUUCCAGUCCAAGCCCGGACGCAGUUUCUUUGCACAGGCUCGUGUGUUCGAAGCAUGUAGGGCCAUCAUCUUCAAUGACGCUACUUUUCUUACAGGGCCUCAGUGGCUCGACUUCUCAACUCAAACAAGGGACGAAUCGGUGCCCGCAUCAGUCUCACCACCAGACUCGUUGAAUGAUCUUCUUAUCAUUGUUGUAUUGUGUUCCAAGUUGAGCGUUCGUGUUGGUCAUUUCGUGAGGGAAUAUAACCAAUUAAACCCCGUUGAUGCCACCAGUAUCGCCGCCGAUUUUGCUAUAGAAGGUGGUCGUCUAAGGGAAAGGCUUCGUUCUUGGCGCGAGGCAAACUCAAUCGUCUCCAGUAUCAGCCUUCCCUUGGACACACACGGUUUUCACAAUGAGCAAAUUUCCGUGCCCAGCGGAGAAGCACUCUUGGCCAAUGCCUUCUUUUCAGCGACAGCCAUAUAUCUUUCCGGGAUUUUCGAUUACAAUGUUACCUUGUGGAAAGGUUCAAUGGUUUCACCACCAACACUCAAUGAACAGGAUAUUCAAGCGCAUAGUUGCAGGGGCAAGAUCUAUUGA